CAAGGGAAAUUCUUAGGGUUUUGGCUAUGGCGGACGAUGUCGAGGUGGAUGCGUUCAAGCGCCUGUAUCCCGCGCAGUUUCUCGAGCGCUACCUGGAUGCAUCGGUGCGGCCGGAUGGGAGGCCGCUCACGCGAUCGCGCCCGACGUCGGUGUCGUUCAACGCUGUGUCGUCGGCGGACGGAUCGGCGCUUGUCAAGAUUGGAAACACGACAAUGCUGGCUGGAGCGAAGCUAGAGACGAUGGAGCCGGCUGCUGAUACACCCGAUCAAGGCUGCCUGUCUGUAGAUUUCGUAAUGCCACCGAUUUGCUCGCCUCGAGUGAGGCCAGGAAGGCCAGCAGAGGAGGCAUAUGUCAUAACGGAGCAGCUGCAAAAUGCCCUCUUGAGCUCCGGUGUUGUCGAUUUACGUGAGCUCUCGAUCGUCAGUGGUAAAGCCGCUUGGAUGAUCUAUCUGGACGUUUAUUGCUUAGACGCCGAUGGAUCACUUCUUGACGCAGCACUGCUCGCGUCAGUAGCUGCUCUAGCGCAUUUACAGGUACCCGCGAUCUGUGUAAGAAGUGAGGGAAAGAUCACGAAGGCUCCUCCAGAUGCCCAAGCAAGCUCCGAUGGGAUCGAGUUUACUCAACCGCGACGCCUCAACCUCGGUGAAUUUCCAUUCGCGCUGACAGUAGCCAUGAACCAAAAGUCCUUGAUCGCGGAUCCCACAGCCGAGGAGGAAGCCAUUUUAGACACUAAGAUGAUCGUGAUCCUCAACUCUUCCCAGAAAAUCAUCGCUCUCCACAAGGCUGGUGGAUCGACCACUGCUUCUACAGCAACAAUCCAGGAUUGUCUUGCGCUCGCGAUGAGAAGAAGAAAAACACUGCAAAAAGUUUUGGAAGAGGCUCUCCGAAAGAGCACCAAAUAGAUAAGCUGGUAAAGUGAGGUUAACGAGUGCUUUAUUAACACGGAUUAAAGACGCUUAGGGUUUAUUCUA
Messenger RNA from Selaginella moellendorffii, 971 nucleotides. Its product is annotated as exosome complex component RRP43. Gene Ontology annotation, biological process: nuclear mRNA surveillance; exonucleolytic trimming to generate mature 3'-end of 5.8S rRNA from tricistronic rRNA transcript (SSU-rRNA, 5.8S rRNA, LSU-rRNA); TRAMP-dependent tRNA surveillance pathway. The record is from RefSeq and is a predicted model, not a curated record. Bases 27 to 902 code for a protein of 291 amino acids. Gene Ontology annotation, cellular component: cytoplasmic exosome (RNase complex); nuclear exosome (RNase complex). Lineage: Eukaryota; Viridiplantae; Streptophyta; Lycopodiopsida; Selaginellales; Selaginellaceae. The transcript is spliced from 8 exons.